CGUCUUCAUUGUUAUCAUCAUCAUCAUCACCUGUCUGUUAUAUAAAGUCAUCUCCAAAGGCGCCUAGUAUAGAAAAUUACAGAUACAAGGCUUCCUACUAAAUUUCAUUUUUGGCUGUUUUUCUAACAAAGUAGCUACCUCUGCUGAUGUCGUUUGCUCCUCCAUCUGGUCCUCCUCCGCCCCGCGUUCCUGAGGGCUGGAAGGCAGAGUACCAUGAUGGGUAUAAAGAAUGGUAUUAUGUUGAUUUGAGCACCGGGAUUUCCCAAUGGAAUCCUCCGCCGACGGAGGCCCUUGCUCCACAUCCUUCCCACCCUCCUACCAGUCCAUCUUCUCCUCCACCAUCAUAUGAAGCUUCAGGUCCACCUUCGGCGGUGGGCGCGGUUGGUUCUGGUCCAGAUCAGAAGAUAGGACCACACGCAACGCAAUCAGCGCUUGGUUCGAACAAUCCGUACAAAUCCCAAAUUUCCGAUAAUUCGAGCACAAUGCUUCCGGGAUCGCCUGUCGUGCCAGAUACAAAAGGCCCGGUAAAGUCACCGGAUCCAAAAAAGAUGAUUGAUGAGGAUGCAAGGCUUGCCGCACAGCUUCAAGAAGAAGAAAAUGAGCGAGCCAGGCAACAAGGAUAUGAUUGCGUCCUUGAGGCGAACAACACAGAACCAAACUCAAGGGCUUCGAAUCCCUCUGCUAACUAUAGCACCAUCGCCGCGGCUUCAUCAACAUUGCCAAGCCAGCUGCAGACUCGUGCAAAAGGAGGCUUCUUCGGAAAAUUACUGGACAAAGCCAGGCAGCAUGCACCAUCUUCAUCCCGGCCGCAGCAGCCAAGCUACUACCCUACCCCAGCACAGCAGCAACCACAGUAUGGUUACGCACCUCAACAACAGCCAUACGGUGGCUACCCGCCCCAAGGUGCAGGGGGUUAUCACGCACCUCCAUACUCACCGUACCAAAAUCCCUAUGGACAGCCUGGCAUGCAACCUGGCAGGAUGGCUGGCGGGCGUGGUGGCAGCGGGAUGGGAAUGGCAGGUGCUGCGGCUUUGGGUCUGGGCGGUGGAUUAUUGGGUGGUGCACUGUUGGCCAAUGCGUUGGAUAAAGACCAUGGGGACGGGUACCAGGAUGGUUUUGCCGAUGGAGGUGAUUUCGGCGGGUUUGAUUGAUCAGUUGCCAUAUAAUUAACUUUGAUGCUACGGUGUCGGUGUUCAGGGUCGCAUCUCUUGGGAGUUUGGGUGGUUAUCCCAUAAUGCGCGACGCUGAUGUCGCGAUGCGGAAUAAAUGAUUGCGCUCCAGGAGUCUGGUUAGGCGGGCUAAUUAGUGGUGUUCUGCACUAACAACCCUAUGUGGUGACUGGGUCUUCACUCCUUGACUUUUUGUUUAUUCAACUUGUCUUUCUUGCCUACGUGCGAGGUGUAGCAUAUUGGUUGUAUCUCAACUACUAGUUUUAGAUUUUAUGCCAAUCCGGCUGAGCAGGCUUUAUGUUGAGGAAAUAGUAGGGCUUAAGACUUCAAUAUUGAUCAAUAUUUUUGCGAUAUGGAGCAGGUCAAAUAAUCAAAAUGAUAGAGUUAUGAAUUUC
Molecule: messenger RNA, 1564 nt
Organism: Coccidioides immitis RS
Lineage: Eukaryota; Fungi; Ascomycota; Eurotiomycetes; Onygenales; Onygenaceae
Product: long-chain acyl-CoA synthetase
Exons: 2
Coding region: 147-1151 (334 amino acids)
Molecular function (GO): protein binding
Source: RefSeq, a predicted model, not a curated record